This is a messenger RNA of Ambispora gerdemannii, 970 nucleotides long. The record is from the annotation of a GenBank genome assembly. Lineage: Eukaryota; Fungi; Glomeromycota; Glomeromycetes; Archaeosporales; Ambisporaceae.
AUUAGUAGCGGGGGAAAGUUUUGAUUCUUUCCUCCAAAAUAAUCAAGACAAAACUGUAUUAGUAAAGUUCUUUACUGACUGGUGCGGACCUUGCAAAACUUUACAAGAAAGCAUUAGAAAGUUAUUGGCCGAGUUGGAGCGGAUGAAGGAAAAGGAAAACGAUUUAGUGGUGUUGGAAAUAGAUGCUGAAAAAUUUCCUGAGUUAGCCCGAAGGCCAGAGUUUAAUGUUUGUUCAGUGCCUGUUCUCUUUCUUUUUCGGGAAGGAAAAAUGUUGAAAAAAAGUGGUGGUAGUUUGAGUGUCCCCCAGUUAAGGGAAUUUUUGGUGGGAGGCGUAGUUCAAUUGGUAGAACGUCGGCCUUCAGAUCCGACUGUUGUGGGUUCAAGUCCUGCCGCCUCUGCCAAGUUAUGCCCAAAUGCCGAUGGUAAUCAAGUUAAGAUUAAAGGAGAAACCGAAGCUGAAUUAGAAGUAAGAGUGGUAGAUAAAAACGGCGACAAAAUAAAACGCUACUUGGACAUCAAACUAGGUGAACAUAAAGUGUUGAUAACUAUGAAAUUUCAGGAUGAACGAAGCAUAACAGUAAAAAAAAGAGACGAGUUUGAGAAAGCCAAAAAACAAGCCCACAAAAAUUUGUUAAAACAGAAGUUUGGUAGUGAUAUUGAUAAAAAGCAGGACAUGGCAGAGACAGAAGAUAUGAAAUAUACUAUUUUGGACGACGGAAAGGGAGAUUAUAAAGUGAACGAAAACAAGAAAAGAAGUCAGCAGUAUCAAACAGUCUCUACUUCCUCCCAAAAUAUCUCCAAUAGUAGUUGUAGCAAUUGUAGUCCUUUUUAUACCGGCGCUUUGGCUAGUGAAAUAAGUGUGGGGGCGGUCGAAAAGUUUCGUCAGCGAGCUCAAAAGGUCAAGGUGUUCCGGAAAGGAAAAAAUUUCUCGGUAUUAGUUACCUCGGAAUUAAUGGAAACGAGAAAUUAG